AUGCAGGUGAUAAACCACACUACUGAGAACUCAUCAAGCAGUGACAAGGAGUCAACAGAUGAUGAUAAGGAUUCAAGAAAACCAACUAAAGAACCAGAAACACCCGAAGAACAAGAAAUAGCUUAUGAAAAGACUAGUGAGACUGUUGAAGAUGAGGUUAAAUCAGAUGAUAACGCCAGUGAGUCAGUUGAAUAUGAGGUUAAACCAGAUGAUAAAACCAGUGACACAACUGAAGAUACGGUUCAACCAGAUGAUGGAAGUGAGGGUGAUGUCUCAGGUAAAAUCAGUGACACUGAAGAAGUGAAACCAGAACUGGAAGAAGAUAAGCCCAGUGACAAUGCUGAAGUGGUUGUACCUGAACCUACAGACACAAUAGUUGAAGAACAAAUUAUCACUGAAGCACCAGACAAGCAAACUGAUGCAGGUGAUAAAACCACACCAACUGAAGAGUUAAUUGUUGUUGAAAAGGAAAUUACUUCAUCUGCAUCACCAAAAUUUAGCACAAAAAGCGACUCUGGUACAAGCAGUGAUGAAGAAAAAGCAAAGGAAACUGAAGAAGGCAGCGAGUCAAAAUCGCCUCUUAAAAGGAUUUUUAGAAAGAAAAGUUCAUCAAGCUCAUCUUCAAAAAGUUCAAAAUCUUCUCAUUCAAGCUCAUCAAGCAGUGACGAGGAGUCAACAGAUGAUGAUAAGGAUUCAAGAAAACCAACAAAAGAAAUAGAAACACCCAAAGAACAAGAUGUAGCUGAUGAAAAGACCAGUGAGACUGUUGAAGAUGAGGUUAAACCAGAUGAUAAAGCUAGUGACACAAUUGAAGAUAAGGUUAAACCAGAUGAUGGUAGUGAGGGUGAUGUCUCAGGUAAAAUCAGUGACACUGAAGAAGUGAAACCAGACCUGGAAGAAGAUCAGCAUAUAGAUAAUGCUGAAGUGGUUGUACCUGAACCUACAGAAACAAUUGUUGAAGAACAAACUAUUACUCAAACACCAGAAAAAGAAACUGAUGCAGGUGAUAAAACCACACUAACUGAAGAAGUAAUUGUUGUUGAAAAGGAAAUUAUUUCAUCUGCAUCACCAACAUUUGGCACGAAAAGUGACUCCAGUACAAGCAGUGAUGAUGAAAAAACAAAGAAAACUGAAGAGGGCAGCGAGUCAAAAUCGCCUGUUAAAAGAUUUUUCAGAAAAAAAAGUUCAUCAAGCUCGUCUUCAAAAAGUUCCAAAUCUUCUCAUUCCAGCUCAUCAAGCAGUGACAAGGAGUCAACAGAUGAUGAUAAGGAUUCAAGAAAACCAACUAAAGAACCAGAAACACCCGAAGAACAAGAAAUAGCUUAUGAAAAGACUAGUGAGACUGUUGAAGAUGAGGUUAAAUCAGAUGAUAACGCCAGUGAGUCAGUUGAAUAUGAGGUUAAACCAGAUGAUAAAACCAGUGACACAACUGAAGAUACGGUUCAACCAGAUGAUGGAAGUGAGGGUGAUGUCUCAGGUAAAAUCAGUGACACUGAAGAAGUGAAACCAGAACUGGAAGAAUAUAAGCCCAGUGUUAAUGCUGAAGUGGUUGUACCUGAACCUACAGACACAAUAGUUGAAGACAAAUUAUCACUGAAGCACCAGACAAGCAAACUGAUGCACACAAAAAGUGACUCUGGUACAAGCAGUGAUGAGGAAAAAGCAAAGGAAACCGAAAAAGGCAGCGAGUCAAAAUCGCCUCUUAAAAGGAUUUUUAGAAAGAAAAGUUCAUCAAGCUCGUCUUCAAAAAGUUCAAAAUCUUCUCAUUCAAGCUCAUCAAGCAGUGACGAGGAGUUAUCAGAUGAUGAUAAGGAUUCAAGAAAACCGACAAAAGAAAUAGAAACACCCAAAGAACAAGAUGUAGCUGAUGAAAAGACCAGUGAGACUGUUGAAGAUGAGGUUAAACCAGAUGAUAAAGCUAGUGACACAAUUGAAGAUAAGGUUAAACCAGAUGAUGGUAGUGAGGGUGAUGUCUCAGGUAAAAUCAGUGACACUGAAGAAGUGAAACCAGACCUGGAAGAAGAUCAGCAUAUAGAUAAUGCUGAAGUGGUUGUACCUGAACCUACAGAAACAAUUGUUGAAGAACAAACUAUUACUCAAACACCAGAAAAAGAAACUGAUGCAGGUGAUAAAACCACACUAACUGAAGAAGUAAUUGUUGUUGAAAAGGAAAUUAUUUCAUCUGCAUCACCAAAAUUUAGCACGAAAAGUGACUCCAGUACAAGCAGUGAUGAAGAAAAAACAAAGAAAACUGAAGAGGGCAGCGAGUCAAAAUCGCCACUUAAAAGAUUUAUCAGAAAAAAAAGUUCAUCAAGCUCGUCUUCAAAAAGUUCCAAAUCUUCUCAUUCCAGCUCAUCAAGCAGUGACGAGGAGUCAACAGAUGAUGAUAAGGAUUCAAGAAAACCAACUAAAGAACCAGAAACACCCGAAGAACAAGAAAAUUCUGAUGAAAAGACCGGUGAGACUGUUGAAGAUGAGGUUAAAUCAGAUGAUAACGCCAGUGAGUCAGUUGAAUAUGAGGUUAAACCAGAUGAUAAAACCAGUGACACAACUGAAGAUAAGGUUCAAUCAGAUGAUGGAAGUGAGGGUGAUAUCUCAGGUAAAAUCAGUGACACUGAAGAAGUGAAACCAGAACUGGAAGAAGAUAAGCCCGGUGAUAAUGCUGAAGUCGUUGAACCUGAACCUACAGACACAAUAGUUGAAGAACAAAUUAAAACUGAAGCACCAGACAAGCAAACUGAUGCAGGUGAUGAAACCACACCAACCGAAAAAGUAAUUGAUGCAGGUGAUAAAACCACACCAACUGAAGAGUUAAUUGUUGUUGAAAAGGAAAUUACUUCAUCUGCAUCACCAAAAUUUAGCACAAAAAGUGACUCUGGUACAAGCAGUGAUGAAGAAAAAGCAAAGGAAACUGAAGAAGGCAGCGAGUCAAAAUCGCCUCUUAAAAGGAUUUUUAGAAAGAAAAGUUCAUCAAGCUCGUCUUCAAAAAGUUCAAAAUCUUCUCAUUCCAGCUCAUCAAGCAGUGACGAGGAGUCAACAGAUGAUGAUAAGGAUUCAAGAAAACCAACAAAAGAAAUAGAAACACCCAAAGAACAAGAUGUAGCUGAUGAAAAGACCAGUGAGACUGUUGAAGAUGAGGUUAAACCAGAUGAUAAAGCUAGUGACACAAUUGAAGAUAAGGUUAAACCAGAUGAUGGUAGUGAGGGUGAUGUCUCAGGUAAAAUCAGUGACACUGAAGAAGUGAAACCAGACCUGGAAGAAGAUCAGCAUAUAGAUAAUGCUGAAGUGGUUGUACCUGAACCUACAGAAACAAUUGUUGAAGAACAAACUAUUACUCAAACACCAGAAAAAGAAACUGAUGCAGGUGAUAAAACCACACUAACUGAAGAAGUAAUUGUUGUUGAAAAGGAAAUUAUUUCAUCUGCAUCACCAAAAUUUAGCACGAAAAGUGACUCCAGUACAAGCAGUGAUGAUGAAAAAACAAAGAAAACUGAAGAGGGCAGCAAGUCAAAAUCGCCUCUUAAAAGAUUUUUCAGAAAAAAAAGUUCAUCAAGCUCGUCUUCAAAAAGUUCCAAAUCUUCUCAUUCCAGCUCAUCAAGCAGUGACAAGGAGUCAACAGAUGGUGAUAAGGAUUCAAGAAAACCAACUAAAGAACCAGAAACACCCAAAGAACAAGAAAUAGCUUAUGAAAAGACUAGUGAGACUGUUGAAGAUGAGGUUAAAUCAGAUGAUAACGCCAGUGAGUCAGUUGAAUAUGAGGUUAAACCAGAUGAUAAAACCAGUGACACAACUGAAGAUACGGUUCAACCAGAUGAUGGAAGUGAGGGUGAUGUCUCAGACACAAUAGUUGAAGAACAAAUUAUCACUGAAGCACCAGACAAGCAAACUGAUGCAGGUGAUGAAACCACACCAACCGAAAAAGUAAUUGAUGCAGAUGAUAAAACCACACCAACUGAAGAAUUAAUUGUUGUUGAAAAGGAAAUUACUUCAUCUGCAUCACCAAAAUUUAGCACAAAAAGUGACUCUGGUACAAGCAGUGAUGAGGAAAAAGCAAAGGAAACCGAAAAAGGCAGCGAGUCAAAAUCGCCUCUUAAAAGGAUUUUUAGAAAGAAAAGUUCAUCAAGCUCGUCUUCAAAAAGUUCAAAAUCUUCUCAUUCAAGCUCAUCAAGCAGUGACGAGGAGUUAUCAGAUGAUGAUAAGGAUUCAAGAAAACCGACAAAAGAAAUAGAAACACCCAAAGAACAAGAUGUAGCUGAUGAAACGACCAGUGAGACUGUUGAAGAUGAGGUUAAACCAGAUGAUAAAGCUAGUGACACAAUUGAAGAUAAGGUUAAACCAGAUGAUGGUAGUGAGGGUGAUGUCUCAGGUAAAAUCAGUGACACUGAAGAAGUGAAACCAGACCUGGAAGAAGAUCAGCAUAUAGAUAAUGCUGAAGUGGUUGUACCUGAACCUACAGAAACAAUUGUUGAAGAACAAAUUAUUACUGAAACACCAGAAAAAGAAACUGAUGCAGGUGAUAAAACCACACCAACUGAGGAGGUAAUUGUUGUUGAAAAGGAAAUUAUUUCAUCUGCAUCACCAACAUUUAGCACAAAAAGUGAUUCUGGUACAAGCAGUGAUGAGGAAAAGGCAAAAGAAAGUGAAGAAGACAGCGAGUCAAAAUCGCCUGUUAAAAGGUUUUUCAGAAAAAAAAGUUCAUCAAGCUCUUCUUCAGAGAGUUCUAAAUCUUCUCAUUCAAGCUCAUCAAGCAGUGACGAGGAGUCAACAGAUGAUGAUAAGGAUUCAAGAAAACCAACUAAAGAACCAGAAACACCCGAAGAACAAGAAAUAGCUGAUGAAAAGACUAGUGAGACUGUUGAAGAUGAGGUUAAAUCAGAUGAUAAAACCAGUGACACAACUGAAGAUACGGUUCAACCAGAUGAUGGAAGUGAGGGUGAUGUCUCAGGUAAAAUCAGUGACACUGAAGAAGUGAAACCAAAACUGGAAGAAGAUAAGCCCGGUGACAAUGCUGAAGUGGUUGUACCUGAACCUACAGACACAAUAGUUGAAGAACAAAUUAUCACUGAAGCACCAGACAAGCAAACUGAUGCAGGUGAUGAAACCACACCAACCGAAAAAGUAAUUGAUGCAGGUGAUAAAACCACACCAACUGAAGAGUUAAUUGUUGUUGAAAAGGAAAUUACUUCAUCUGCAUCACCAAAAUUUAGCACAAAAAGCGACUCUGGUACAAGCAGUGAUGAAGAAAAAGCAAAGGAAACUGAAGAAGGCAGCGAGUCAAAAUCGCCUCUUAAAAGGAUUUUUAGAAAGAAAAGUUCAUCAAGCUCGUCUUCAAAAAGUUCAAAAUCUUCUCAUUCAAUCUCAUCAAGCAGUGACGAGGAGUCAACAGAUGAUGAUAAGGAUUCAAGAAAACCAACAAAAGAAAUAGAAACACCCAAAGAACAAGAUGUAGCUGAUGACAAGACCAGUGAGACUGUUGAAGAUGAGGUUAAACCAGAUGAUAAAGCUAGUGACACAAUUGAAGAUAAGGUUAAACCAGAUGAUGGUAGUGAGGGUGAUGUCUCAGGUAAAAUCAGUGACACUGAAGAAGUGAAACCAGACCUGGAAGAAGAUCAGCAUAUAGAUAAUGCUGAAGUGGUUGUACCUGAACCUACAGAAACAAUUGUUGAAGAACAAACUAUUACUCAAACACCAGAAAAAGAAACUGAUGCAGAUGAUAAAACCACACUAACUGAAGAAGUAAUUGUUGUUGAAAAGGAAAUUAUUUCAUCUGCAUCACCAAAAUUUAGCACGAAAAGUGACUCCAGUACAAGCAGUGAUGAUGAAAAAACAAAGAAAACUGAAGAGGGCAGCGAGUCAAAAUCGCCACUUAAAAGAUUUUUCAGAAAAAAAAGUUCAUCAAGCUCGUCUUCAAAAAGUUCCAAAUCUUCUCAUUCCAGCUCAUCAAGCAGUGAUAAGGAGUCAACAGAUGAUGAUAAGGAUUCAAGAAAACCAACUAAAGAACCAGAAACACCCGAAGAACAAGAAAUAGCUUAUGAAAAGACUAGUGAGACUGUUGAAGAUGAGGUUAAAUCAGAUGAUAACGCCAGUGAGUCAGUUGAAUAUGAGGUUAAACCAGAUGAUAAAACCAGUGACACAACUGAAGAUAUGGUUCAACCGGAUGAUGGAAGUGAGGGUGAUGUCUCAGGUAAAAUCAGUGACACUGAAGAAGUGAAACCAGAACUGGAAGAAUAUAAGCCCAGUGUUAAUGCUGAAGUGGUUGUACCUGAACCUACAGACACAAUAGUUGAAGAACAAAUUAUCACUGAAGCACCAGACAAGCAAACUGAUGCAGGUGAUGAAACCACACCAACCGAAAAAGUAAUUGAUGCAGAUGAUAAAACCACACCAACUGAAGAAUUAAUUGUUGUUGAAAAGGAAAUUACUUCAUCUGCAUCACCAAAAUUUAGCACAAAAAGUGACUCUGGUACAAGCAGUGAUGAGGAAAAAGCAAAGGAAACCGAAAAAGGCAGCGAGUCAAAAUCGCCUCUUAAAAGGAUUUUUAGAAAGAAAAGUUCAUCAAGCUCGUCUUCAAAAAGUUCAAAAUCUUCUCAUUCAAGCUCAUCAAGCAGUGACGAGGAGUUAUCAGAUGAUGAUAAGGAUUCAAGAAAACCGACAAAAGAAAUAGAAACACCCAAAGAACAAGAUGUAGCUGAUGAAAAGACCAGUGAGACUGUUGAAGAUGAGGUUAAACCAGAUGAUAAAGCUAGUGACACAAUUGAAGAUAAGGUUAAACCAGAUGAUGGUAGUGAGGGUGAUGUCUCAGGUAAAAUCAGUGACACUGAAGAAGUGAAACCAGACCUGGAAGAAGAUCAGCAUAUAGAUAAUGCUGAAGUGGUUGUACCUGAACCUACAGAAACAAUUGUUGAAGAACAAAUUAUUACUGAAACACCAGAAAAAGAAACUGAUGCAGGUGAUAAAACCACACCAACUGAAGAGGUAAUUGUUGUUGAAAAGGAAAUUAUUUCAUCUGCAUCACCAACAUUUAGCGCAAAAAGUGAUUCUGGUACAAGCAGUGAUGAGGAAAAGGCAAAAGAAAGUGAAGAAGACAGCGAGUCAAAAUCGCCUGUUAACAGGUUUUUCAGAAAAAAAAGUUCAUCAAGCUCUUCUUCAGAGAGUUCUAAAUCUUCUCAUUCAAGCUCAUCAAGCAGUGACGAGGAGUUAUCAGAUGAUGAUAAGGAUUCAAGAAAACCGACAAAAGAAAUAGAAACACCCAAAGAACAAGAUGUAGCUGAUGAAAAGACCAGUGAGACUGUUGAAGAUGAGGUUAAACCAGAUGAUAAAGCUAGUGACACAAUUGAAGAUAAGGUUAAACCAGAUGAUGGUAGUGAGGGUGAUGUCUCAGGUAAAAUCAGUGACACUGAAGAAGUGAAACCAGACCUGGAAGAAGAUCAGCAUAUAGAUAAUGCUGAAGUGGUUGUACCUGAACCUACAGAAACAAUUGUUGAAGAACAAACUAUUACUCAAACACCAGAAAAAGAAACUGAUGCAGGUGAUAAAACCACACUAACUGAAGAAGUAAUUGUUGUUGAAAAGGAAAUUAUUUCAUCUGCAUCACCAAAAUUUAGCACGAAAAGUGACUCCAGUACAAGCAGUGAUGAAGAAAAAACAAAGAAAACUGAAGAGGGCAGCGAGUCAAAAUCGCCACUUAAAAGAUUUUUCAGAAAAAAAAGUUCAUCAAGCUCGUCUUCAAAAAGUUCCAAAUCUUCUCAUUCCAGCUCAUCAAGCAGUGAUAAGGAGUCAACAGAUGAUGAUAAGGAUUCAAGAAAACCAACUAAAGAACCAGAAACACCCGAAGAACAAGAAAUAGCUUAUGAAAAGACUAGUGAUACUGUUGAAGAUGAGGUUAAAUCAGAUGAUAACGCCAGUGAGUCAGUUGAAUAUGAGGUUAAACCAGAUGAUAAAACCAGUGACACAACUGAAGAUACGGUUCAACCGGAUGAUGGAAGUGAGGGUGAUGUCUCAGGUAAAAUCAGUGACACUGAAGAAGUGAAACCAGAACUGGAAGAAUAUAAGCCCAGUGUUAAUGCUGAAGUGGUUGUACCUGAACCUACAGACACAAUAGUUGAAGAACAAAUUAUCACUGAAGCACCAGACAAGCAAACUGAUGCAGGUGAUGAAACCACACCAACCGAAAAAGUAAUUGAUGCAGAUGAUAAAACCAAACCAACUGAAGAAUUAAUUGUUGUUGAAAAGGAAAUUACUUCAUCUGCAUCACCAAAAUUUAGCACAAAAAGUGACUCUGGUACAAGCAGUGAUGAGGAAAAAGCAAAGGAAACCGAAAAAGGCAGCGAGUCAAAAUCGCCUCUUAAAAGGAUUUUUAGAAAGAAAAGUUCAUCAAGCUCGUCUUCAAAAAGUUCAAAAUCUUCUCAUUCAAGCUCAUCAAGCAGUGACGAGGAGUUAUCAGAUGAUGAUAAAGGAUUCAAGAAAACCGACAAAGAAAUAGAAACACCCAAAGAACAAGAUGUAGCUGAUGAAAAGACCAAUGAUAAAGCUAGUGACACAAUUGAAGAUAAGGUUAAACCAGAUGAUGGUAGUGAGGGUGAUGUCUCAGGUAAAGUCAGUGACACUGAAGAAGUGAAACCAGACCUGGAAGAAGAUCAGCAUAUAGAUAAUGCUGAAGUGGUUGUACCUGAACCUACAGAAACAAUUGUUGAAGAACAAACUAUUACUCAAACACUAGAAAAAGAAACUGAUGCAGGUGAUAAAACCACACUAACUGAAGAAGUAAUUGUUGUUGAAAAGGAAAUUAUUUCAUCUGCAUCACCAAAGUUUAGCACGAAAAGUGACUCCAGUACAAGCAGUGAUGAUGAAAAAACAAAGAAAACUGAAGAGGGCAGCAAGUCAAAAUCGCCUCUUAAAAGAUUUUUCAGAAAAAAAAGUUCAUCAAGCUCGUCUUCAAAAAGUUCAAAAUCUUCUCAUUCCAGCUCAUCAAGCAGUGACAAGGAGUCAACAGAUGGUGAUAAGGAUUCAAGAAAACCAACUAAAGAACCAGAAACACCCGAAGAACAAGAAAUAGCUUAUGAAAAGACUAGUGAGACUGUUGAAGAUGAGGUUAAAUCAGAUGAUAACGCCAGUGAGUCAGUUGAAUAUGAGGUUAAACCAGAUGAUAAAACCAGUGACACAACUGAAGAUACGGUUCAACCAGAUGAUGGAAGUGAGGGUGAUGUCUCAGGUAAAAUCAGUGACACUGAAGAAGUGAAACCAGAACUGGAAGAAUAUAAGCCCAGUGUUAAUGCUGAAGUGGUUGUACCUGAACCUACAGACACAAUAGUUGAAGAACAAAUUAUCACUGAAGCACCAGACAAGCAAACUGAUGCAGGUGAUGAAACCACACCAACCGAAAAAGUAAUUGAUGCAGAUGAUAAAACCACACCAACUGAAGAAUUAAUUGUUGUUGAAAAGGAAAUUACUUCAUCUGCAUCACCAAAAUUUAGCACAAAAAGUGACUCUGGUACAAGCAGUGAUGAGGAAAAAGCAAAGGAAACCGAAAAAGGCAGCGAGUCAAAAUCGCCUCUUAAAACGACUUUUAGAAAGAAAAGUUCAUCAAGCUCGUCUUCAAAAAGUUCAAAAUCUUCUCAUUCAAGCUCAUCAAGCAGUGAAGAGGAGUUAUCAGAUGAUGAUAAGGAUUCAAGAAAACCGACAAAAGAAAUAGAAACACCCAAAGAACAAGAUGUAGCUGAUGAAAAGACCAGUGAGACUGUUGAAGAUGAGGUUAAACCAGAUGAUAAAGCUAGUGACACAAUUGAAGAUAAGGUUAAACCAGAUGAUGGUAUGACACUGAAGAAGUGA
This is a messenger RNA of Saccoglossus kowalevskii, 9828 nucleotides long. RefSeq names its product microtubule-associated protein futsch-like. The record is from RefSeq and is a predicted model, not a curated record. Lineage: Eukaryota; Metazoa; Hemichordata; Enteropneusta; Harrimaniidae.